AUGCACGCCCUUGCGUUCAGCGCAGCCCUCCUCCUGGGCGCCGCAUCCGCUGCAAUCGCAAAGCCCGCACCCGGCCUGCGUGCACGCCAGUCGAUCACCGCGCUAUCGACCGCGCAGAUCGACGCGUUCACGCCGUAUACGUGGUAUGCGAGUACGGGGUACUGUACGCCGGCGGAGACGCUUGCUUGGGAUUGCGGCACGGACUGUGAGGCGAAUGCGGAUUUCGAGCCGGUUGCGUCAGGAGGGGAUGGAGAUGAUGUGCAGUACUGGUUUGUGGGUUACGAUCCCUCGUUGGACAGCGUGAUUGUGUCGCACCAGGGCACGAAUGUAGAUGACAUCCUACCGAUCAUUACGGAUGUGGACAUCAUCAUGACGACGCUUGACUCAAGCCUGUUCCCUGGGCUGUCCUCAGAUAUUGAGGUUCACUCAGGGUUCGCCGACGCCCAGGCCAAGACUGCAACAGACGUCCUGUCUGCUGUUCAGACGACCAUGUCGACGUAUGGCGCUAGCAAGGUUGCUGUUGUCGGCCACUCACUCGGUUCUGCGAUCUCCUUGCUCGAUGCGGUCUACCUCCCUCUCCACAUCUCCGAUGCGACCUUCACCUUCGUCGGCUACGGCCUCCCGCGCGUGGGGAACCAGGCCUUCGCGGACUACGUAGACGCGCAGUCCACGUCCGUCACGCACAUCAACAAUGAGGAGGACCCCGUCCCGAUCCUGCCGGGCAUGUUCCUCGGCUUCGUGCACCCGUCUGGGGAGGUGCACAUCGAGGACUCGGGCGAGUGGGCGUCGUGCCCUGGUCAGGACAAUCCGAGCACGCAGUGUAUUGUCGGGGACGUGCCGGAUAUCUGGGAUGGCGAUACCUCGGACCACGAUGGGCCGUACAAUGGAAUUGAGAUGGGAUGUUAG
Molecule: messenger RNA, 906 nt
Organism: Rhodofomes roseus
Lineage: Eukaryota; Fungi; Basidiomycota; Agaricomycetes; Polyporales; Fomitopsidaceae
Product: lipase
Exons: 5
Coding region: 1-906 (301 amino acids)
Biological process (GO): lipid metabolic process
Source: RefSeq, a predicted model, not a curated record